AUGGCGACGCCAAUCUCUGCAUCUGAACCGACCGUUAUCGCCAAGACCCAGCGCGUGCUGGCCUGCGUGCUGUGUCAGCAACGCAAGAUCAAGUGUGAUCGUACAUUCCCUUGCCUCAACUGUGUACGUGCUUGCGUGCAGUGCGAGCAAGCAACUCGCCAGCGACGCCGGCGAUUUUCCGAGAGAGAGCUACUAGCGCGCCUUCGACACUAUGAGAGCCUGCUUCGUCAGCAUAACAUCAAGAUCGAUCCUAGCGAGACGGGGCGAUAUGAUCUUUCAGAGAGUGCUCCGUCGGAAGGUACACUUGCUGACAUGGAUUCUGGCCCGCCAAGAGAAAGUCCAGCAGUCAAGUCUAAAUCAUUGAAUAUCUGGCAUGCCAUGAGUCAAAAGACCGUAGACCCCGAGGACGAUGGCAGAAAGGACGGCGAAGGCGAUGAAAACGACACCGGGUUUCUGAAUGACAACGAUUAUGUGCGCCAAGCUGUGAUCAAGAAGGCAUGGAACCAUACUUUCCAAGGCCAAACCAACGACCACCUUUUAUUCGGUUCAGUAGUAGGAAAUCUCGACCUUUCAUCUUUGCAUCCAACCCAGGUGCAUAUCUUUAGGCUCUGGCAGAUUUAUUUGGAUAACGUAAAUCCUCUUCUCGGAGUAACGCAUACACCGACCCUUCAAACACGUAUCAUCGAUGCUGCGAGCGAUAUCGCUAAUAUCAAUCCCACAUUCGAAGCACUGAUGUUCAGUAUCUACUGUGUCUCCAUUCUAAGUCUCACAGAAGAUCAAUGCAGUGUCUUGUUCGGAUCUUCUAAAAAGGAUCUCUUGACAGGAUAUCAAUUUGCAUGCCAGCAAGCGUUACGGGGUUCUUCUAUUCUACGCUCCAGUGACCCUGAGUGCUUGACCGCAUUCUAUCUGUACUUACUGUCGAUCAGACCUGACACGGACCCUGCAUCUCUCUCAUCACUACUUAGCGUUGCUAUUCGUAUUGCGAAGCGGAUAGGUAUUGACAAUGAGUCGAUGUACGGGAAAUGUUCCCCUCUAGAGGCGGAGAUGCGUCGAAGACUGUGGUGGUCGCUCAUUAUCUUCGAUACUCGCAUCUGUGAAAUGUCCGAUUAUAAGACCGUGUCGCUGGCUCCUACCUGGGACUGCAUCAUUCCCCUCAAUAUUAAUGAUUUUGAGCUUCAGCCAGAGAUGAAAACCCCACCCACAACAAACAGUAGACCAACAGAGAUGGUCUUUGCCGUUGUGCGUAGUGAGCUCGCCGACUUUGUCCGUCACAGCACCUUCCACCUCGAUUUCACCAAUCCGUUUUUGAACACGACCAACCUCCCACACACCAGAGGAGACGAGGCAGAGCGGCUUGUGGAGCUGGAGAAGGCGAUCGAGGAUAGAUACUUUGCAUUCUACAAUCCAGAGAACCCAUUGCAAUUCAUGACGAUCUGGACGAUGCGCGGUUACCUAGCUAAGAAUCGUCUCCUACAACACUACUCCCGAUACUCGACGGUCUCUGUGAAGCAGACAGAUGCACAGCGUAAAGUUGGAAUUUUUCACGCGCUGCGCAUGCUGGAGUGUGACACUAAACUUAUGACGUCGCCUCUCACCAAAGGAUACCUGUGGCUUGUUGAAUUCCACUUCCCAUUCCCCGCGUACAUUCACAUCCUGCAAGCUUUGAAGAAGAGGCCUGCCGAGGAGUAUGCGGACCAGGCGUGGGAGGUCAUGAGCAACAACUACGAGGUCCGCAUCAUGGAUGCCAAGGAGAACGGCCGCCCCUUUUUUAUCGUCUUUUCUCGUAUUGUUUUUCAGGCUUGGGAGGCGCGUGAACGGGUAGCCAGCCAACAGGAUACGCCUUUGGCGCCACCGCGGAUUGUGUCGGACAUCCGGAACAAACUAAGGCAGAUAAUGUCGAAUUUCGGGCAUGCUACCGAGACACUGCAGCCUGAUGGUGUGUUUGGCGCCAAUUCAGAUAAUACGGCAAUACAUAUGCAGGUGGAUUUCGAUGUACUCGAGAGGGCAUAUGGUGCUGGAGGAGAGGACUUUAUGAGUUUUGGACCGUGGAGAUAUCCUGAAAUGUCUGAGCCGAGCUCUCUGGGUGUGGCUACGAAUCACUUUCUUUUGGACACGAUGGACUGGGAUAAAUUGGUUUGA
Penicillium vulpinum is the source of this 2139-nucleotide messenger RNA. Its product is annotated as C6 zinc finger domain protein. The transcript is spliced from 4 exons. The record is from RefSeq and is a predicted model, not a curated record. Gene Ontology annotation, biological process: DNA-templated transcription; regulation of DNA-templated transcription. Lineage: Eukaryota; Fungi; Ascomycota; Eurotiomycetes; Eurotiales; Aspergillaceae. The coding region runs from base 1 to 2139 and encodes 712 amino acids. Gene Ontology annotation, molecular function: DNA binding; DNA-binding transcription factor activity, RNA polymerase II-specific; zinc ion binding.